AUGUCAAUUAUCGAUAAAUCAAAUAUACACAAAAAGAUUUACAAUCUACAAAAUCAAAUCAACUAUCUAGAUCAUGAACAAAUCCUACUAGAAAAUCAAAUCAAUAAAAAGUUAUUGCAUUUAAGAGAUACAAAUCUAUUCAAUUUCAUCUUAAAUAAUCCCAAAAUCAAUAAUUUAAUUAACAACUCAAAUUCAAAUAACGCUAAUCUACACUUGAAAAAAUACUACGAAUUAAAGGGCCAUUUGAAUAACAUCCAAUGCAUAAAAUGGACCAACGAUUCAGACUACUUGAUUACUGCUGAUGAUAACCAUAACUUACUCUUCUGGAAUGCUCAACUAGGUCUUAAAAUUGGUAUCCUAAAGCUAAACCAAACUGAUUACACAACUUCUGUAGCAAUAUCUCCAAAUAACCAAAUUGUUUGUUCUGGUAAUCUCGAUAACAAAUGCAUCUUAUUCAAAUUACCAAACUACAAAGCAUACAUAUCCUCAAUUAAUAACAACUUUAUUAACAAUAAUACCAAUUUUACCAGCUAUCCUACUCAUAGUCAUAAAAAUAGUACUCAAUCAACAAAUUCAAAUAACUCAAAUAAUUCAAAUAACUCAAAUAACUCAAAUAAUUUAAAUAACUCAAAUAACUCAAAUAACUCAAAUAACUCAAAUAAUUCUUACGAUUACAACUCCUUUGAAAUGACUUCUAAACUAUUAAAUCCCUCGAUAAUAACAACUUUGGAAUCUCCCUCAAAGAGUUAUAUAUCUGAAUCUGAGUUCAUCGAUAGUAAUUCACUAUUAACCACCUCAGGAAAAUUAGCUUCAUUAUGGGAUAUCAAUAAAAAGAAAAUCACUCUCAAUUACGAAAAUCACAUCUCUGAUAUUUCUUCUCUUUCCAUUCAAUCAAAUAACAUCAUUGUUAGCAGCAGCUCUAUUAAAAAUAACUUGUUUUUAACUAGUAGUGGAAACAAUUCAGUUAAACUACAUGACUUGAGACAACCCGCCUCGAUUCUUAAAUUCAAUGUAAAUAAUCAAAAUCUAAUAACUAGCUUUAAUAAUGAAAUCACUGCUGUCAAAUUCUUACCAAACAACCAUAAUUUUGUUGCCGGUACUGCAAAUAAGGAUAUCUCACUUUAUGAUAUAAGAGUCGGUUCCGUUCAAAUUCAAAAUUAUUCUUUCAAUGAUCAAAUGAAUAACUCAAAUUAUGUUUAUGCCAAUAAUAAUACUAAAAACACAUAUACAAUUAACUCUAAUAACGACUUUAAUUGCAACUUAAAUGUUCAAUCCAAUCUUAACAAAAAGAAUAAAAAUAAAAGUUCAAAUUUUGAUAAAUACUCUUCACUUUUUUCAUCCCUAGAUAAUAACGAGGACGAUGAAGGAAUCCUUGAUAUAAACUUUUCAAGAUCAGGUAGAUUAAUGUUUACAUCCGUCGAUAACUACGGUGGUGUAGUAUGGGAUCUUUUAAAAGGCAAUAUAAUUCAGAGAUUGGACAAAAAUAAUGGAAAAAAUAUUCGUCGUAUGGCAAUAAGUCCUGAUGGUUUAGCUUUAGCUACUGAUUCAAUAACUAAAAACACAAUUAGCAUUUGGUCUAUUUAAUUAAUUUCACUCACUCAUAUUUUUAUAUAAAC
This is a messenger RNA of Ascoidea rubescens DSM 1968, 1616 nucleotides long. Its product is annotated as WD40 repeat-like protein. Bases 1 to 1584 code for a protein of 527 amino acids. Gene Ontology annotation, biological process: G protein-coupled receptor signaling pathway. The record is from RefSeq and is a predicted model, not a curated record. Gene Ontology annotation, molecular function: protein binding; signaling receptor complex adaptor activity. Gene Ontology annotation, cellular component: cytoplasm; heterotrimeric G-protein complex. NCBI's taxonomy places the organism in Eukaryota, Fungi, Ascomycota, Saccharomycetes, Ascoideales, Ascoideaceae. The transcript has a single exon.